Lactuca sativa (garden lettuce) is the source of this 1098-nucleotide messenger RNA. RefSeq lists its product as uncharacterized. The record is from RefSeq and is a predicted model, not a curated record. Lineage: Eukaryota; Viridiplantae; Streptophyta; Magnoliopsida; Asterales; Asteraceae.
AUGGAUUCCAAGUUCUCUUACGACAUGAACAUGGAGAUUCUUUCAAGAACAACACUAAAAACUCUUGAUACCAUGCGUUGUACCAACACAGAAUUUGAGAAACUCACAUAUGAAUCGUAUUUUCUCAAUUUGUACAAGCAAAGAAACAACAUUGUUUCUGGUUUCCUCGUACAAAACCUUAGAAAGGGGUGCAAGUACAUCAACGAGUUUGCACCAUCAUGUGAAUCCCACAGUCUUGAUCUUGGUUUUCUGCCACCCAACGCUAAAAUCCUAGCAUCUUCAGAGCAAGGAUUUAUUGUCUUCGAGAGUCCUCAUCCACGGGAUUAUAAGCUGGUUUCAUAUCAUGUUUGUAAACCUACAACCAAGGAGGUUUUGACAUUGCCAAAUCCCAAAACCAGGUAUUUAACCAAGAAUGUUGCCAUCCUUGUGGUGGGUUCAAAGCCAUUGCACUAUAAGAUCGUGAGAUUAUCUGAACCCAAGAAACCUGUCUUACGAGGACGUGAUAAGCUAUACACGACAUAUAAAUGUGAAAUCUUCGACUCAAUGACAUGGGAAUGGAGACUACUAGAUCUUGUAAUAUUGCCUUUUGGUGUCUUCCUAACUAACCAACAAGCGAUCACCACAAGGGGAUCAAUCUACAUGCCAUUGAGUAACAACGAUGUCUUAAAGUUUGAGGCAUAUUCUGAAAAGUGGACAACCUUUUCGUUGCCUAUUCAAACCCUCGAAUAUCCAUUUGGCACUACAAGCCAUCUCAUAAAGUUUGAAAGAAAGUUGGGGUUUGCUUACAGGACAACAAGUCAUCUUUGGGAGCUUUGGGUUCUUACUAACGACGAAUCAUGGGAGAGAGUUCAUGUUUUUGACACGAGAUCAGAAGAUAAUGGAAUAAGUUCACUAGAUGCAAUAUAUGAUUCAGACACAAGAGUUAUGAGAGAGUACGAGGCAAUUGCAUUUUACAGGUUUAAAGGCGGUGAUCAUAUCAAAAAGAUUGGAAGAUUCAAUUGUUCACAAAUUUCAGAUUGGCUGAUUCCGUCGUUCACUGAUUCCAGAUUAACAGAUUUCAUCGUUUUUGAGCUUUCCAUUAUCUCAGGGGCGGUAUAA